This is a messenger RNA of Xenopus tropicalis (tropical clawed frog), 4443 nucleotides long. It is a transcript of the gene psd3, whose product is annotated as pleckstrin and Sec7 domain containing 3. Gene Ontology annotation, cellular component: ruffle membrane. The coding region runs from base 93 to 3866 and encodes 1257 amino acids. Gene Ontology annotation, biological process: regulation of ARF protein signal transduction. Gene Ontology annotation, molecular function: guanyl-nucleotide exchange factor activity; phospholipid binding. Lineage: Eukaryota; Metazoa; Chordata; Amphibia; Anura; Pipidae. The record is from RefSeq and is a predicted model, not a curated record. The transcript is spliced from 16 exons.
CGAAGGUGAAGCCUACUUCAGGGUCACUCUGGGCUCGACUGAGUACUUUUCCAUAAUAGACAUCUAUCUCAUAUCAAGUUCAUGGUGAGGAAAUGGCAGAGCAACAAAAGAUGAAAACUUCCUUCCUCUUUAUCAAGCUGCAGUCACCAAGCAAAUCUGCUGAGCGUUCACAAGAGGGGUGUAGCUUGCCAGCAGUGAGCAGAGAAGCAUGUGACACAACGAGGCCAGAUCCUCCUCUGAGAGAGGACACACAUCCUUAUAACAGUAUUUUACAAAGGGAUCAGAGUGCUCUGGAUUCUAUUCCUCACACUGGCGUAUCAUGUGUCAGCAUCUGUAAAGCGAUGAAUAAUGGCACAGAGAGAAGCCCAGUUGCUGCCAAGGCAUAUGCUGUGCCACUCACUACUGCCAGGGAUAAGCACUUCCUCUCUUCUCACGGCACAUCUUUGGGUCAUCAAAUUAACAAACUGACAGCAUACGACACAAACACUCUCCCAAACCAAAGUAACUCUGCCUUGGACAAAAGUUAUUCCCUUCCUCCCUGGCAAAGUUAUGUUUCCAGCUGUUGGAAUACAAUGGAUGAUCAUCAGAACAGUAUUAAUGGAGAAGGGGUAUGGUGGAAGGUAGAGGUAUGUAAACCCACCCUGGUAAAAACAUCAAACAUUUUAAGAAGUCCUGAAUGUAAAAGCUUUCGAGAUGCUGUGGCAGAGAAAACAGCCAAAUUAGCAGGCUUUACUGAAGCAGCAAAGGAAGAAAUUCUUACUGCAAACUACACUGUGCAAGUAACUACAGCCAGUCCUGUGAAACUGGAAAAGGCGGAGAGAUAUGUUUGGGUUAGCAGCACAUCAGCACACUGCCAGAAUGUUGCUAAAGCAAAGUAUGAAUUCUUAUUUGGUCAAGCUAUCAACACAGCUGAUGAGAAAGCACCAGAGAUUGAUGAUCCUGGAAAUACCAGAUUACUCCCUCAAACCACAAGUGUCACAAACGAGUUCCCUGAAUAUGGGACAACAGAGCACAGAGAGGCAGACACAUUUAAAACUUCAUUUAGGUAUGUAGAAGAACCAAGAGACUGUUUAGAUAAAAUGAAGGAACCUGAGCAGCUCUCCCCCUGUGGCCCAGUUGUGCAGAAUGACAUUUUAACAAAAGAGCCCAUACUGUGUCCAGAAGAAGAACUUAAGGAUGUAGCAAAAACAGAAAGUGGAGACUCUAGUUGUGCUUCAGAUCCCAAGGUCUCAUGUGAGGAGAUCAAUGCACAGAUUAUUGCAGGUGGUCAUUCCAUUACAAACUGUACCUCUGUGCAAGGGGGACAUAAACUGGACAAUGCCACACCUAAGCAGGUGGACCAAGGUGGAGAAUUGGUAGCAUUACCAGAAUUGCUAUCACUACCAACAGUUCCUGUCAUCUCAUCAGAAAGGAAAUCUUAUUUAUAUGUUGAGAGGGAGUUAGCUGCAAUUUCAGAAGAAGAGACUCUGUCAGAAUCCUCACUUUCACAAAUUACAGAGAUAACAGACUUCCCCAAUUUGCAAACAAAUAUCACAGUUCAAGGUACAUCCCUAUUAAAGAACAGUAAGUAUAUGGAAGAAGAGGUUAAUGGAAUCCCUGUUGCAAAAAAGGCUGAGGGAGAAGAAGAUUUAAGUCCCUAUCUAGCUGCAUCUCCAGACAAGCUGCUGUCUAAAGAAAAUGCUGCUUUUGUUUAUAUGGAACCUUCGAAGGUACAGAAAGAUAUGGAUAAGGAUAUAUUCUUAUCUAAAGAGGAUGAGAAGCAAAUUGAUACCCAAACACUGGUAUCUUCAGGUACAAGAAAUCACAUUCCAACCUCAGAAAGGACUAGUGGGGCACUGGGAAGCUCUUUGACUUCUUUUGUUCAUGAGCAGUUAAGUAGUUCUGAGUCAAGCCUGAAUGAAGGUGUGGACAAUGAAGUCUUCAUAAAGGAAUCAGACCAUGGCAAUGAAAACCCAGUGCUGGUUCAUCAGAGUCCUAGAAUUGUGGCUGAAGAGAAGCCUAAUGAUGUACUUACGUCAAAAAGAUGCUCAGAAGAUUCUACUGACUUGUAUAGCUCCCAGUUUGAGAACAUAUUGGAUAAUACAUCCUUGUAUUAUAGUGUGGAGUCCCUUGACACACUGUACUAUGAACCUGAUAGUUUCUUUAGUUUUGAGAUGCCGCUUACUCCAAUGAUCCAGCAGCGGAUCAAGGAAAAUACCAACUUCUUAGAUCGGAACAACUCAGAAAGUCCUCAAGAAUACCUCAAGGUAGACCCUGGCUGUGGAAUAACAAUGGGCUACUGCAAUGAUGUAGUUAAUGGUCUGGACGACAGAACAACAUUCAGCAAAACUUCACACAAUGUGGCAUUCUCAGGAAGUGAUGUGGGUUUGUGCAGCAAAGAUUUAGAAGCCUCUUGUGACAUGGGCAGCACUGAAAUCCUUGAAAAAGGAAGCACUGAAAACCUUAGCAAUGGGACCAAUAGUAACAAACAAGCUGCUAAACGUCUGGCUAAACGCCUCUACCACUUGGAUGGAUUUAAACGCUCCGAUGUAGCAAAGCACUUAGGAAAAAACAAUGACUUCAGCAAAAUUGUGGCAGAAGAGUAUCUCAAAUUUUUCGAUUUCACGGGACUGACUCUGGAUCAAUCACUCAGAAUUUUCUUUAAAGCUUUUUCACUCAUUGGGGAAACUCAGGAAAGGGAGAGGGUAUUGGUCCAUUUCUCCAACAGAUACUUUCUGUGCAAUCCAAACAGCAUCUCUUCUAUAGAUGGAGUGCAUUGUCUCACCUGUGCAAUAAUGCUUCUUAACACAGACUUGCAUGGACAUAACAUUGGGAAGAAGAUGAGCUGUCAAGAAUUCAUUGCAAACCUCCAAGGAGUGAAUGAAGGAAGAGAUUUCCCUCGAGUACUGCUCAAGGCUUUAUAUAACUCAAUCAAAAAUGAGAAGCUCGAGUGGGCUGCGGAUGAUGUUGAUGCAAUGAAGAAAUCCCCCUCUGACAAUGCUGAUGAAAAGCCCAAUGGUACACAGUCAAAGAGUGUUAAUCGAAUUGGCAGCAGUAAUCCAUUUCUGGAAAUUCCCCAUGAUCCAAAUGCUGCAGUAUACAAGACUGGUUUCCUUGCUCGGAAAAUACACGCAGACAUGGAUGGAAAGAAGACUCCAAGAGGAAAACGAGGCUGGAAAACAUUUUAUGCUAUACUUAAAGGAACAGUCCUGUAUUUGCAAAAGGAUGAAUAUAAACCUGAAAAGGCACUGUCGGAAGAUGAUUUAAAAAAUGCUGUGAGUAUUCAUCAUGCUCUAGCAUUAAAGGCAACAGACUAUGAGAAAAGACCUAAUGUCCUGAAACUCAAAACUGCAGACUGGAGAGUUUUUCUAUUUCAAGCUCAGAGCACAGAGGAAAUGGAAUUAUGGAUUAGCAAAAUCAACUGUGUGGCUGCAGUGUUUUCAGCCCCUCCCUUCCCAGCUGCUAUAGGAUCACAGAAGAAAUUCAGUCGCCCUUUACUGCCUGCCACUACUACUAAACUGACCAAGGAUGAACAAUUGAGAUCACAUGAAACAAAGUUGAAGCAAAUAUCCACUGAACUGGCUGAACAUCGCUCAUAUCCUCCAGAUAAGAAAGUAAAAGCCAAAGAAAUAGAUGAGUACAAACUGAAGGACCACUACCUGGAGUUUGAGAAAACAAGAUAUGAGGUUUAUGUAAAAAUACUGAAAGAAGGAGGCAAGGAGAUGCUGACCAAUAAUGAAAAUGACAACUCGGGGCUAAAAAAGUCCCAUUCUAGUCCUUCGCUGACCCAGGAUUCAUCACCAUCUAGUGCCAAGGUCAAGCGCAACAUUUCAGAGAGGAAGGACUACCGGCCAGAGACACCAAGCAUUAAGCAGAAGGUUACCUAAAAAGAAGAAUGACAGAAGCGCUGAAAGCAGUUAGCAAGCUCAGAUAAAUAUAUUGUCUGUCACAGUUGUUACUAUCCGUGGUUCAAUCAAACAUCAAAUAAGUCUGUAACUGGCUGGUCCUUGGUAGCAUUUUUCUAUAGCACAUCUUUUAGUUGCUGACUAGUCACAAUAUUGUAGAUGUUUUUGUUCCCAAUCAGCAGAGUGUAGUUACUUUGGCUUCUAACAGCUUAUCCGACGCAGGUAUUGCAUACCCCAGUUACAUGUGGAUGCCUUUUUGGGGUUAAAUGCAUGGUACCUGACCCAAAACCUGCCUCAAGAUUUCCCUUUUCUGUUUUGAGGGAAUGGCUGUUGGUGUUUGACAUAUUGCAGAUCUCUGUAAAAUGGUACAGUUUAAAAAUAAUAGGAAAGCACCUUUCAUGGAAGGUUUACUUUGUUAACUAGAAAAGAAUACUUGGCUAAAAGCAGCACCCAAAGCAUAUAGCAAAUUGGCUCCAAGGGCAGAAAUUUGGCCUGUAUAACUUUUGAUCUUUAUUUCACAGAGCUAAUUGUAUGUAUAAUUGAAGAGAAGCUGUAAAAA